Messenger RNA from Ostreobium quekettii, 1749 nucleotides. NCBI's taxonomy places the organism in Eukaryota, Viridiplantae, Chlorophyta, Ulvophyceae, Bryopsidales, Ostreobiaceae. The record is from the annotation of a GenBank genome assembly.
AUGCGGCGCCACAUCCCUGAUUUGCUCCAGGUUGUCCGCACCAGCAUGCUGGCACGUCCGCCCUCGCGCCUCCUUGCUCAGUCCCUCGCCACAACAUUCGGCGCAGUUCGUCUACUGCCCCCUUCUGGGCCGCCCGCCGGGGAGCCCCCACACGGCCGCCGGUGGCAGGGCCCGCCGGCGGCCAGUCGACAAAGGGAGCGAUCCUGGCGAGCGUGGCGGUCGGGGUGGAGCCGGUGUGAUUGCCUGGCGAGAGAUAUCCCCGCACAGAGUUCGGUGAAGGAGGCUGCGGUGGGGGUGGACGUGCUUGUGGAGGGGAAGCCACUGUCUGGGGACUGGGAUAACGUUGAGAGCAUCGAUGCUCAACUCCGGGAGGAUGGUGUGAAGAUUGUGCGACAAGCACUGGCACUUGAUCCUGCCACAAGCUGCAUUUCAAAAGAGUCAGUCGAGCUGUCCCUUGUGUUGUGUGACGAUGACCACAUGCAACAGACGAACCUUGAAUGGCGGCAGGUUGAUUCUCCCACAGAUGUUCUUUCGUUUCCGAUGAUGGACGAUGAAGACCUCAUCACUGAGGCCCUGCCAGUUCUGGUGCUGGGGGACGUGAUGAUUUCCCUGGACACUGCACGAAGGCAGGCACACGAACGAGGGCACGAUUUGGUGACAGAGUGCCGCAUUCUUCUGGUUCAUGGUGUGCUGCAUCUUCUUGGGCACGAUCACGACAGAGGGGAUGAGGAAUGGGAAGCGAUGGCGCAACAGGAACAGCGGGUCCUGGAAGCCUUGGGCUGGCAGGGAAAAGGCCUGAUCAGUGCUUUGGGGAACAGCAUGCAUUCGGGGUUACUUGCUGAAGAAGUAGAUGCUGGAAGUGAAACAGGUGCUCAAGGCGAUUUUUCCACUGGCCCUGUGGUGUCAAAGCGCAGCUCCCGUCAAAUCGAGUUGAUCGCUCUUGACAUGGACGGAACGCUGCUGGACAGCAAGUCCAAGAUUCUUGAGUCCUCACGUGAAGCCAUUAUGUUGGCCCUCAACAAGGGUGUAUCUAUAGUGCUUGCCACUGGCAAGGCAAGGCCUGCAGCCAUCGAGGCCUGUGCAGCAGCCAAGCUCUCAGGCGAAAAUGGGAUCGUGUCUGCUAAGUCCCCUGGCGUUUUUCUUCAGGGCCUGGCCGUUUACAGCACCAAGGGGCAACUGCUGCCUGGCCCAUCGCUCCCAAAGGACGUCUUGUCCUCUGCAUUUCAAUAUGCUGUGGACAACGACGUGGCAUGUGUUGGUUUCCUGGGUGACACUUGCGUCACGCUCGACAUGAAGGAGGAAGUGAAAACGCUGCAUUCUGUGUACUACGAACCACUGGCCAAGGUGGCAUCACACCCGGAUGAAAUCGUGGAUGGUCCACCCCUCAAGAAGCUGAUUUUCUUGGCCGACGCACAACGAAUUGAGGAGGCUGUUAAGCCCAAGUGGCAGGAAAGUGUCAAGGGCCGGGGGGCGGCUGUCAUGCAAGCCGUCCCAAUCAUGUUGGAGAUUGUGCCAGAGGGUGUGAACAAAUGGGAGGGGAUGAAGGGACUGCUGCAGGAGAUGGCUUUCCCGGCUGAGGCGGUCAUGGCCAUUGGAGAUGGUGGAAAUGACUUCGAGAUGGUGCAAGGGGCAGGCUUGGGUGUGGCCAUGGGCAACGCUGUGCAAAAGGUCAAGCAGGUGGCGGAUGUUGUGGUUGCCACGAACGACGAGGAUGGAGUCGCCGAAGCGAUCGAGCGCUUUGUGCUUUGA